Messenger RNA from Belonocnema kinseyi, 2046 nucleotides. RefSeq names its product alpha-tocopherol transfer protein-like. The coding region runs from base 443 to 1390 and encodes 315 amino acids. Gene Ontology annotation, molecular function: phosphatidylinositol bisphosphate binding. Lineage: Eukaryota; Metazoa; Arthropoda; Insecta; Hymenoptera; Cynipidae. The transcript is spliced from 7 exons. Gene Ontology annotation, cellular component: membrane. The record is from RefSeq and is a predicted model, not a curated record.
UGCAACUAACCACAAGACAGUCUUCUCCGGCAAGCCCAACAAUCUGGUCCCUCUUUGACCAUUGCAUGUUGUUCAUUUCUCGAUUUUUUUAUAUGAAAAAAACCUUCAAAUUGUGAUAUUUACACCCAUUUAGUUAACUUGCUUCUUUACACUUUUUAUAAUCAAAGUACUUAGUCUCGUGUUUAAUUCUUUGUGUUUUUAAAGCAGUUGUUUUUUUGUGAUUAUCAUCUCUAAUCUAUUAGUCUAUAAACUGCUAAAUUCCGAUCGAUUAGCACUUGUUUAUUUUUUAUUUAUCAGUAAAUUAUAUACAUACAGUGAAUUUUAGCAAUUUCGCAUUACAUAUCAGAAUAAACUGAGUUAAAGAUUCAGCAGCAGCUCUGGAGUACCGUAACAUCCAACAACAAAGCUAGAGAGAAGGAUAAGUUUACUUUUUUCCUACACCAUGACGACAGAAAAAAUAUUUAAGCCCGGCAGUCAGCUAGCGUUGAUAGAAAAGGCAAAAAGAGUACCUCCUCUGAAAAUAGGCAAGGAAGAAAUGAAAUUUGAACCUGAGGAUCUUGACGAUACUUAUAAAGAAAAAGCUCUCAAAGAACUUAGAGAAACUUCAGAAAAUAUGAAACAGGCCUUGGAAGAAAUUAGAAAACAGAUCGCAGCUGAACCUGACUUUGUGAUACCAAAUGAAGAUGCAUUUUUGCAUAAGUUCUUACGUCCAUGCAAGUGGCACGCAGAAAGUGCUUUCGAAUUGAUGAAACGCUUUUACAAAUUCCGUCAAAAUAAUCCAAGAUUUUGCAAACAAUUAGAACCAGAAAAUGAGAAGACUCUGUUGUUAUCUGGAAUUUUAACGCUACUUCCAGGACGUUCUGACGGAUGUAGAAUUUUAAUAAUAGAAAGUGGUAAAAAGUGGAAACCGAAAAUUGUAUCCUUGGAUCAAAUAUUCAGAGGAGUGAUGUUGGCUCUAGAAGCUGCAAUGUCUGAACCAAAAACUCAGGUUUCAGGUGUUCGAGUUAUUUUAGAUAUGGAUGGUCUUUCUCUUAGCCACGUGACGUAUUUUACCCCUAGUUUUGCUAGCGCUGUUCUAGAUUGGGUACAAAGAUGUUUACCUUCUCGUCUCAAGGGCGUGCACAUUGUAAACCAACCAUACAUAUUCAACAUGGUUUUCGCUAUUUUCAAACCCUUCAUCCAAGAAAAACUUAGAAAGAGGAUACACUUCCAUGGUACAGACAGGGCUUCUUUACUGACACACAUUGAUGCUUCCAUUAUGCCAACUAGAUAUGGUGGAAAGUUCGAAUUACCAUCUGAACCUAUUGGCGAAGGUCUCUUCGAAUACUUCAGUCAAUUUGAAGAGGACUUCCAAGAAAACUGCAAGCACGGAUAUCCAGCUAAAACCUAAAGUAAGCUCCAAUAAACAGCAAGUGGAGUUAAAUAAUAUAAUCGUUUGAUUUUCAAAUUUGCAAUUUGAAGAUUCAAUUUUCACCAUAGUGAUGCUGUCUUAUUUGAUGGGCAAAAAAGCGAUCAAAGUCUGUACAUUCCAGGAACCCACCGAAUUUUAAGUUUGUUUAUAUAAUAUAUAAUAUAUAUGUUAAUAAACACACGAAUAUAUAAUUAAUGUUAGAAAAAUAUGGAAAGAUUCUAGAAAGAAAACGAUCAAGGUGGCCAAAAAGGCAGUUCAGUUGAGUAAUGUAUCUUGCUUUUGCUAAGAAAAAAGCAUUGAGAUAAUUGAAUAUUUAUUAUCAGAAAAAAUAUUUUAAAUAGAUCCCAGUAUUUGUUGUGAAGUAUAUAUAAUAUAUGAAAAGAGAGUUUCAGUCAGUUUCGAUGCUAAUCUAUAUUUCAUUUCAAUUUUAAGUUUGCAUAUUAUUCCAAAGUUCUUUAUCUCAAUGAUUUUUUCAAUAGUGAAAUUAAUUAGUUUAUAUUUAAGUCUCAGAUAAUUAAAGAGUAACUUUUGGGGAAUAACCCAAAUUAAAAACUUAUUCCAUUACUGUAUUCCAAUACUUCUUAUAUUUCUUCAGCUUAUGUUUCUAUCAUGUAAUAAUAAACAAAUGGUAACAC